AUGCCGUUUCGUCAGAGGAUGGCCCGCCACUUUGGCGAUUCGCUCGCUCCUGAGAAGCCCUACCUCAGCUACUACGAUGUUCUCUUGACAGCCGAAGACAUCAAGGCUCUCAAGCAUGACUGGUUGACCGACAACAACAUCGCUUUCUGGGAGGAGUAUCUCGAGCGCGAAACUCUUCCCAAGUAUCCCCAGGCCCGCAUCGUCCUGCUCCGUCCUAGCAUGACAUUUCUUCUCAUGAAGGAACCCGAUACUCGAUCAAUCCAAUCUGCUCUCCCCGAUUUCUCCAAGGUCACGCACGUUUUCCUGCCCAUCAACGACAAUCGUAAUGUGAGUGUCGCUGAGGGCGGUAGUCACUGGUCGCUGCUUCUUGUUUCGACCCUCGAUGGUGUGGCCUUUCACUACGACUCGCUUGGCGGCGCCAACUACUCCGAGGCCAAUGUCGCUACACGCAAGCUUGCCAACAUUCUCGGUCGACCUCUGCGAUUCAUCAACCUCGAGGACUGCCCUCAGCAGGAGAACGGCAGCGACUGCGGUGUCUUUGUCUGCCUCUUGAUGCGACAUCUCCUUGUCAAGCGCCUUCUCUGCGCUAAUGCCCGCGAGAAGGUGUCUAUGAGCAUGGGCGGAAAAAUGGUCGAUAGCUACGGCGGCCGCAAAGAGAUGAUGCGAAUAAUCGAGAACCUCCAAUUUGAGGAUCUCUUGAAAGAACUUCUGACAGAGGCGAAUGCUACCAAGAAAGUGGCCGCGAAACCGACCGCGCACCAGCGGGUAACGAGAUCUCGAGUCAAGGAAGACAGCCCACGCGACGAGGAUGCUCCUGUCAAGACUGCUCCUGCCAAGACUGCUGCUGCUACAAAUAUUUCUACUUCUGCCAAGACUUCCACUCCGGUCAAGACUUCUCCCAAACGGACUUUGCCUCCUUGGAAGGGAAUGAGAGACUUUGGGCGCCCCCAGGGUUGGCACACUCGAUCGACCUCAACCACACUUGGUCCUCGCGCAUGCAAGCCUGACCGAAUCACCAAAGAGACCCGGGCCCCCCCUCCGAGUCCUUCUACCCCUGUCAAAAUCCGAAGCAAGCGGCCUUCCAACCUCACAACAGCUUUGCCUCAGAGUCGCAAGGUGAUCCAAACACGCUGA
This is a messenger RNA of Fusarium pseudograminearum CS3096, 1134 nucleotides long. RefSeq lists its product as uncharacterized. Gene Ontology annotation, biological process: proteolysis. The record is from RefSeq and is a predicted model, not a curated record. Gene Ontology annotation, molecular function: deNEDDylase activity; cysteine-type peptidase activity. The coding region runs from base 1 to 1134 and encodes 377 amino acids. The transcript has 3 exons. Lineage: Eukaryota; Fungi; Ascomycota; Sordariomycetes; Hypocreales; Nectriaceae.